GCUUCACAGAGCCCAGUGUGCAAUUAAACAGACUCAGGUAACGGUUCAGAAAAUAGGAAGGGAGAUUGAAGAAAAGCUGAGAUGUACAUCUACUAGCAACGAACUGAAAAAGGAGAGUGAAUGUUUACAGUUGAAGAUCCUGGUGCUACGUAAUGAACUGGAGAGGCAGAGGAAGGCCCUUGGUCAAGAAGUAGCCUUGUUGCAUAAGGAAAAAAAUACUUUACAUGACAGAGAAAACGCGUUUGAGACUGAAUACCAGAAACUUCAAGAACAUAAUGAAUCCCUGCAGGAAUUAAGGAAGGAAUGCACUGCUAAGAGAGAACUGUUUUUGAAGACAAACGCGCAGCAGACUAUUCGAUGCAAGCAAUUGCUGUCAGAGCUAUCCUAUAUCUACCCUAUUGAUCUGAAUGAUCAAAAGGAUUACUUUGUUUGUGGAGUCAAGCUUCCUAAUUCUGAAGACUUUCAAGCAAAAGAUGAUGGAAGCAUUGCUGUUGCCCUGGGCUACACCGCUCACUUGGUCUCAAUGAUAUCCUUCUUCCUGCAAGUGCCACUCAGGUAUCCCAUAAUUCACAAGGGCUCUCGGUCUACCAUCAAAGAUAACAUCAAUGACAAGCUGACGGAGAAAGAGCGAGAAUUUCCUUUAUAUCCAAAAGGAGGGGAGAAGCUUCAGUUUGAAUAUGGAGUUUAUCUUCUCAACAAAAAUAUAGCACAGGCAAUCCGUACUGGUCAGCAAAGGCUGAUGUUAACUUACUCUGUGGAGGAGGAGAUCUUGGCUCUCCGACCUGUGCUGAUCACCACACCUGCAGCUCGAGCCCAGCCUGUGCUUCUUGCUCUGGUUGCAAACG
This is a messenger RNA of Tauraco erythrolophus (red-crested turaco), 845 nucleotides long. Lineage: Eukaryota; Metazoa; Chordata; Aves; Musophagiformes; Musophagidae. The record is from RefSeq and is a predicted model, not a curated record.